AUGGAGAAAAGAUCACUGUCGCAGCUUGAUCUGCUAUCACAAUUUGACAGCCAACAAAUCUCGGCCUGGAAUGCCACGGUCCCGCCGAGUAUCGAUCGUCGGAUGGAUCAUUUAAUUCUGGAGCGCGUGGAGACCCAUCCAGAUGCGCCCGCGAUCUGUGCCUGGGACGGAGAAUUAACCUACCGUCAAUUCUACGACAAGGCGCGUCUUCUUGCCUACUGGCUUGUCGUUGAUCAAGGCAUCGGUCCCGAGGUAGCUGUUCCUAUUUGCUGCGUGAAGAGCGUUUGGACACCUGUGGCAAUGCUGGCCGUCAUCAUAGCUGGAGGUGUUGUUGUGACUAUGGAUCCAUCUCAAGCUGUUGACCGUCUACGCUCUAUUACUUCACAGCUCAGUCCGCGGUUGAUUCUGGCGUCUGAAACUACCUGGACUACCGCCGAGCAGUUGUCGGGAGCUUCCGUGCAUGUCGUCAACGAGCACCUGUUACAGGGUAUCAUGGGACCUGAUCUUGCCAAAGAUGAUUCUUGGAUUCCUAUUCUGUCACCUGACAACGCUCUCUACGUGACAUUUACUUCGGGUAGUACUGGAACACCCAAGGGAGCUGUCAUCACGCAUGCCAAUGCCUGCAGCGCAAUGACUUACGUGGAUCCCUACAUUGGAUUCGACCAGACAACCCGUGUCCUGGAUUUGUCGUCAUACAGUUUCGAUAUGGUUUGGUACGAAUUUCUUCAUACGUUCUAUGCUGGUGGUUGUCUAUGUGUUCCAUCAGAGGAACAACGUCGCAACAAUAUCGUCGGUGCUAUCCAUGACCUGCGCGUCAACUAUCUUGACAUCACACCUUCUUUGGCCCGAACACUUGAUCCGAAGUCACUUCCCAUGAUCAAGAAAAUUGUACUUGGAGGAGAAGCUGUGCAAAUAGACGACGUCACCCGAUGGGGACCUGAUGUCGAGAUUCGCAACUCCUACGGUCCAUCUGAGUGCACUGUGUCUAGUACCGUUGCCCGCUAUGGAAUCGAAUUCACGACCAGUGUCAAUAUUGGCCCGCCCCAAGGAUUGAAUGCAUGGGUGAUCAGUUGUCUUCAACCUAAUAGGUUGGUUCCUAUCGGAGCAGUUGGCGAGUUGGUUGUGGAAGGGCCCCUGGUCGGACGAGGAUACAUUAACAAUCCUGAUAAAACAGCGGCCGCGUUCAUCUCUGCUUCUCCAUGGCUCCAGGGUGGAGAGAAGCCACUUGUGUCACGCACAAAGGGCCGAUUCUAUCGAACAGGCGACUUGGUGAGGUCCGACAACGAAGGAAGAUUAACAUAUGUUGGCCGCAUUGACACGCAAGUGAAGCUUCGUGGACAACGUGUGGAGCUCGAAGAAGUCGAGUACCACGUACGAAAACUUCUUCCUGCUCUCUCAUACACGGUAGCAGCCGAGGUUGUCGAGAUUCCAAGCUUGCAAGACUCGACUCGACAGUCUCAGCGCUUAGUCGUGUUCCUCUCGCCCACUGGCCCAGCUGAUGUUUCUGAGAGCCUUUCUUCGGAUGAGCCACAUCCACUAUCUGCAGCGAUAGCCAACGACUUGACCCGGAGACUUACACAAAUUCUCCCUCUUUACAUGGUCCCAGCCGCCUUUACGGUGCUACAGCAACUUCCCCUGUCGUCUGCGGGGAAGAUCGACCGCAAGAAAUUACGUGAAAUCGGAGCACGCACCCACAUGGAUAUCGUCCACCAGAGGGGAUCAGUGGAAGAGCCCACGACAGCUACUGAGAGGGCACUCAGGGGGCUUUGGUCUGAUGUCCUCGGCGUAUCAUCGGACGUGAUUGGCAGACAGGAUAGCUUCCUUGAACUUGGAGGCGAUUCUAUCACUGCUAUUCGACUUGUCGGGGCUGCUCGGGCGACCGGCCUUCCCCUUUCUGUCUCUGCCAUCUUCCAGCACCCUAUUCUCGACCAAAUGGCAGAAAGUGUGGCUGUUGCAGCUGUGAAAGAUACUCCCAGUAGCAAUGGACAUGUUCUUGCAUCUGACACUGCUGUCAAAUUGCUCCCACAGAUCGCCGAGGUUGCCACCGAGUUGGAGAUCACGGAUGAUAUGAUUGCCCACAUUCUCCCAGUCACAGAGUUCCAACGCUAUGCCGUUUACUGCGCUUUCCAAAAGCCCCGUACGGAGUGGAAUUACUUUACAAUGUCUUUCAAGGAUGAGUCUGCUGCUCCAAGGCUGAAUGAUGUCUGUAAGCAGCUUGUCUUGUCACUGGAAAUUCUAAGGGCUGUUUUUCUACCUUAUGGCCAGGACGGAGAAUUUGUGCAGGUCAUCUUGCACAACUUGGAACCCAAGGUCGACACCCAUCACAUUCAAGGCAAAUCUUUGGAUCAAACAUGCGAAGAGGUGUGUAUGGAAGACCUCAAGAAGGAAGUUUCUCCUGGCGCCCCCUUCGUGAACUUCUCCAUCCUGCACUCAGAGGACACUGAAGAGACUCGGCUAUUGAUGGGAAUUUCUCACGCCUUAUACGAUGCAAUCAGUCUUCCUCGAAUGGCAGAAUGUAUCAGCUCACUAUAUCAAGAUCAUCCAUUGCCUCCCUUGUCUGACUUCUCGCCUUUUGCUCGAAUCCAUUCAUCUCCCUCUGCGUUCAAACACUGGCGUACACUGCUGGAGGGUGCUCCAAUCCCUGUCUCCGUCAUUGGCGGUCAUGAUAUAGUGCUGAAGCCAGGGAAGCGUACCGAACUGCGUAAACUUGUCCACUUCUCACAUUCUUCGAAAGACCUCACAGUCGCGACCAUCUUCACAGCGGCAUGGGGCAUUGCCUUAGCUCAAACAACUGGCAAAGACGACAUUGUCUUUGGCCGCGCCGUGUCAGGACGCACACUGGCUUCUUCGGAUAUAGAUAUUGAGAAUGUCAUCGGUCCCUGUCUGAACCUUGCUCCCGUGAGGAUGAGGCUGCAUUCGACAAGCCCGGAUGGCAUCAUUGAAUCACUUCAAUCUCAGUUUAACGCCUCGAUUGACCACGAGACAGUCGGGUUGCCUGAAAUUGCAAAACACUGCACAGACUGGCCAUCCCACGUGAAUUCAUUCGGCGCGGUGAUCUACUUUCAGAACGCCAAGGAACAAUCACAAGCAAGCCUCGACGGCUCCUUCACGCCAGUCCCGCUUGAUCGUCCGGAUCCUCCAGAGCCAGCGCGACUGAACGUGUGGCCUCUUGGAGAUGGUCUUGGAGAUGGGUCUUUUUAUACGCUAGAAUUGUUGGUGCCAGAGAUAGAAGCCACGGAAACAGAGGUCUGGUCUGGGCUCCUAGACCGGACAGUGCAGUGGUUGGCCAAUACCCAGGAACUGUUGAACAGAACUAAGUAG
This is a messenger RNA of Penicillium cataractarum, 3321 nucleotides long. Its product is annotated as non-ribosomal peptide synthetase. The transcript has a single exon. Gene Ontology annotation, molecular function: catalytic activity; phosphopantetheine binding. Bases 1 to 3321 code for a protein of 1106 amino acids. Lineage: Eukaryota; Fungi; Ascomycota; Eurotiomycetes; Eurotiales; Aspergillaceae. The record is from RefSeq and is a predicted model, not a curated record. Gene Ontology annotation, biological process: amino acid activation for nonribosomal peptide biosynthetic process; secondary metabolite biosynthetic process. Gene Ontology annotation, cellular component: cytoplasm.